AUGGACCACGAGGAAUACAGGCAGAGAGGGAAAGAGAUGGUGGACUACAUCUGCCACUACCUGACCCACGUGCGGGAGCGGCGCGUGUCUCCCGACGUGCAGCCCGGUUACAUGAGGGGGCUGCUGCCCGACGGGGCUCCUGUGGAGCCGGACAGCUGGGAGAGCAUCUUCAAGGACAUCGAGCGGAUCAUCAUGCCCGGGAUGGUCCACUGGCAGAGUCCACAUAUGCACGCCUACUUCCCAGCACUCACCUCCUGGCCAUCCCUGCUGGGAGACAUGCUGGCAGAUGCCAUCAAUUGCCUGGGAUUCACUUGGGCAUCCAGCCCAGCCUGCACAGAACUGGAAAUGAACGUGAUGGACUGGCUGGCUCAAAUGAUGGGUCUCCCGGAGAUGUUCUUGCACUAUCACCCAGACAGCAGGGGUGGAGGCAUUUUGCAGAGCACGGUUAGUGAGUCAACCUUGAUUGCGUUACUGGCAGCAAGGAAGAAUAAAAUCCUGGAAAUGAAAGUUUCCCAGCCAGAUAUAGAUGAUUCCACGUUGAACUCGCAUCUUAUUGCUUAUGCCUCAGAUCAGGCCCACUCCUCUGUAGAGAAAGCAGGUUUGAUCUCCCUCGUGAAGAUGAGGUUUCUGCCUGUAGAUGAAGAUUUUUCCUUAAGAGGUGAAACCCUAAGAAAAGCCAUUGAAGAGGACAGAAGCCGGGGCCUGGUGCCGAUCUUUGUUUGUGCAACUCUGGGGACAACCGGUGUCUGUGCUUUCGACAACCUUUCAGAGUUGGGUCCUAUAUGUGCAAAGGAAGGCCUCUGGCUUCACGUUGAUGCUGCUUAUGCUGGGACGGCAUUUCUGUGCCCAGAAUUCAGGACAUUUCUGAAAGGAGUUGAACAUGCUGAUUCUUUUACUUUCAAUCCCUCCAAAUGGAUGAUGGCCCAUUUUGAUUGCACGGCAUUCUGGGUCAAGGAUAAACAGAAGCUGCAGCAGACUUUCAGUGUCAACCCCAUUUACCUCCAGCAUCCCAAUUCAGGGUCAGCUACAGAUUUCAUGCACUGGCAGAUCCCGCUGAGCCGAAGGUUCCGUGCACUGAAGCUCUGGUUUGUCAUUCGCUCAUUUGGCGUGAAAAAGCUUCAAGAACAUGUCAGACACGGUACCGAAAUGGCUAAAUAUUUUGAGUCACUAGUCAGAAGCGACCCCCUUUUUGAGAUCCCUGCUAAGAGACACCUUGGACUGGUUGUAUUUCGUUUGAAGGGCCCCAACUGGAUGACAGAAAAGGUCUUAAAAGAUCUGAACAAGUCAGGAAAGCUCUUUGUUAUUCCAGCAACGAUUCAGGAGAAGUUUAUCAUCCGCUUCACAGUGACAUCUCAGUUUACAACCCGGGAGGACAUCCAGCGGGACUGGACCCUCAUCCAGCAGGCCUCAGUGGAGGCCUUCAACCUGCAUUUUGCACCACCAAAACCAUUCGCCAUCUCAGAGCAAGGGGCUGAAGUCCCUAACAUGAGAACUAGCCCAAGCCUUGAGUCAAAUGGAGUUUUUUCCAGUUUUUUCUCAGAGAAAAGGGACUGCAAAAUGUCUCCAAGCAAAAUAACAGUGCAGCCUCGAAGACGAUCACUCAAUUACCCUUUGUGGUCUUCUAGUGAGUGUGCGCCAGUGCCUGAAGAUCCUUGCUUGGAUGACUGUUUUGCAGAAGGCAACCCAAAUGCAGCUAGCUACAGGUUGCCCUCAGUGCUAAGCAUAUCUGUUCAAAGCAAGAGAAAGACAGUCCGAUCUCUCAGUGUGCCAACAGCUGACCUGUGGGAGUCAAGCCAUCCAAAGGCAGGCCUAGAUGGUUCUGGGAAGCAUGGACCUUGCACCAAAGAGAACUUCUUUUCCAAGUUGCCCAAAGAAAUAUUGAUGCUGAAGAAAAAUGACCUCAAGAAGCAUCUGAAAUUUUACAGCAUCCCAAGUUUUCCUGAAUGCAACAUUCAGUGUGGCCUUCAGCUGCCCUGCUGUCCAUUACAAGCCAUUGUCUAG
Varanus komodoensis (Komodo dragon) is the source of this 2001-nucleotide messenger RNA. It is a transcript of the gene HDC, whose product is annotated as histidine decarboxylase. Gene Ontology annotation, biological process: L-histidine catabolic process; histamine biosynthetic process. The coding region runs from base 1 to 2001 and encodes 666 amino acids. NCBI's taxonomy places the organism in Eukaryota, Metazoa, Chordata, Lepidosauria, Squamata, Varanidae. The transcript is spliced from 12 exons. Gene Ontology annotation, molecular function: pyridoxal phosphate binding; histidine decarboxylase activity. The record is from RefSeq and is a predicted model, not a curated record.